Molecule: messenger RNA, 3105 nt
Organism: Solea senegalensis (Senegalese sole)
Lineage: Eukaryota; Metazoa; Chordata; Actinopteri; Pleuronectiformes; Soleidae
Gene: rbm25a
Product: RNA binding motif protein 25a
Exons: 18
Coding region: 202-2658 (818 amino acids)
Biological process (GO): regulation of alternative mRNA splicing, via spliceosome; mRNA processing
Cellular component (GO): spliceosomal complex
Molecular function (GO): mRNA binding
Source: RefSeq, a predicted model, not a curated record
UAUCCCAUGAUGCAUUGCGAAAAGAAUAGGUCCCAGUAUUUGUAUCCAUAGAAGGCACCGGUCUCAAUUAUAAACUUAAUCUUCAUACUUCCGUUUUUUUCUCUUUGCUGUAUUUAAUGGGAUGCUGUUUGAGCAAAAUACUGUACUCUUGAAUUGUAGUUUUAAUUCUACGCUUCCCGGCAGUUGUCUGCAAAGUUGAGGAUGUCGUAUCCUCCUCCGCUCAACCGUCAGCAGAUUGGCCUCCCGCCUCCACAGUUUGCGGGGUUUGCCACAACAGUCCCGCCAGGUACCCCCAUGAUCCCGUUACAUAUGGGUGUAGUGGCUCCCACACCCACUGUUCUCCUACCAACCCCUGUUGCCAUAGCACAGAAGCCCAUGACUCUAAAGAAAGAGUCUGGCAUCAUCAGAGCCAAGGACACAGAAGAUGGACCUACAACUACUGUAUUUGUAGGGAACAUCUCUGAAAAGGCAUCUGACAUGUUGGUCAGGCAGCUUCUAGCGAAAUGUGGAAUCGUCUUAAGCUGGAAAAGGGUCCAAGGUGCCUCUGGAAAACUUCAAGCUUUUGGGUUCUGCGAGUAUAAGGAGCCCGAAUCUACACUGCGCGCUCUCAGGCUUCUGCAUGAGUUGCUCUUAGGUGACAAGAAGUUGUUGGUCAAGGUUGAUGCCAAGACCAAGGCCCAGCUGGAUGAAUGGAAAGCCAAGAAGAAAAGUGCCAAUGGGGCAGAAAGUAGUGGGUCAAAGAAUGAAGACGAUGAUGAGGAGGAAGUUCUUGAUGAAGAAACCCUGCGUCGGGAUCAGGUCGUGAAGGGGGCGAUAGACGUCCUCAUCCGAGAGUAUGCUAGUGAGCUCAAUGCUCCCUCACAGGAUCCAGACAGUCAACCUCGCAAGAAGCGGAAAGAGAAGAAAGAGGAGGAGGAUAUCAAUGCGAUGGAGUUGGAGGAUGAUAAGAGAGACCUGAUAUCCAGAGAAAUCAGCAAAUUCAGGGACACACACAAGAAACUGGAAGAGGAAAAAGGAAAGAAAGAGAAGGAGCGACUGGAGCUCGAGAGGGAAAGGAGAGAGAGGGACAAAGAGCGGGAGCGUGAGAGGGAACGCCGCGACCGUGAAAAAGAGAAGGAAAGGGAGAGGGAGAGGGACAAGGAACGGGAGAGAGACAGAGAUCGUGAACGGGAGCGGGAGAGAGACCGAGACCGAGAUCGAGAACGGGAGAGGACGAAAGAGCGAGAGAGAGAGAAGGAGAGGAGUCGAGACGUCAGUAGAGAUCGCAGCAGAUCGAGAGAGAGGGUGAGAGAAGAUAAAACACGAGACCGAGAAGGUGAUGAGGAGGACAUCUACGAACGGAGGAGACUUGAGAGGAGGCUUCGAGACAAAGAGGCAGCUUACCAAGAACGUCUUAAAAAUUGGGAGAUCCGCGAGAGGAAGAAAGGUCGUGACUACAGUAAAGACAUGGAGAGGGAGGAUGAGAGGCGUCGUGAAAUGAUGAAAGAAGCCAAAAGACUGAAAGAAUUUCUUGAAGAUUAUGACGACGACAGAGACGACCCAAAGUACUACAGAGGCAGUGCGUUGCAGAAGCGACUCCGUGACAGAGAAAAGGAAACAGAGUUGGACGAGCGAGACCGGAAGAGGGAGAAGGAGGAGCUGGAGGAGAUCAGACAGAGGCUUCUCGCAGAGGGUCACCCUGACCCUGACGCUGAACUGCAGAGGAUGGAGGAGGAGGCAGAGCGCAGACGACAGCCACCUCUGAAACUAGAACCUGAGGAGGAUAAGAUCCAGGAGAAGGCUCACAGAGAUCGGGAUCAGGAAAAAUCUAGAGGCUCUGGAAAACCGGUGGAACCGCCACCUCGAGGCCCUCGGCAGCAUUCAGAUGAUGAUGUGGAGGAAGGGGAGGAUGACUACCAUGACGGAGAGGAUUCACAAGAUGUCCAGCCACAAGUCAAACCCAUCAUGCGACCAAUCACCACUGCUCCCUCAGUGUCCUCUGCCAGUGGGAAUGCGACUCCAAACACACCUGACAACGAAUCUCCCUGCGGCAUCAUCAUUCCUGGUGAGAACACUCCGGAGGUCCAACCUCCCGAGGAGCAUCGGCCCAAGAUGAGUCUCAGUCUCAAACUGGGUGCCACCAACAGUCCCAGUCAGCCCAACGCUGGAAAACGAAAGAAACUGGUGACAGUGGAAAGUGUCUUCAACAAGUUUGAUGACGAGGAGGCUGAUGAGCAGCCUCGCAAAAGGAAACUGGUUCCGUUAGACUAUGGUGAUGAUGACAAGAGUCUGGGGCUGGACGGGUCGGACAUUUCUGUGGCCAAAAGCAGCAUCAACACUGAGGAGAAACGCAAGCAUAUUAAGAGCCUUAUUGAGAAGAUACCAACUGCCAGACCUGAGCUGUUUUCCUACCCUCUGGACUGGACCAUGGUUGACUCGACUCUGAUGGAUCGCCGCAUUAAACCGUGGAUUAAUAAGAAGAUUAUUGAAUACAUCGGAGAGGAGGAACCCACUCUUGUUGAUUUUGUCUGUUCAAAGGUGAUGGCACACAGCACCCCUCAGGGUAUUCUUGAUGAUGUUGCUAUGGUUCUCGAUGAAGAAGCAGAAGUAUUCAUAGUAAAAAUGUGGAGGCUGUUGAUCUAUGAAACAGAAGCCAAGAAAAUUGGACUGGCGAAAUGAAGACCCUGUAACUACGGGACUGACUUCUUAAGCUCACAGUUCUGCAACCUGCAGUUUUCUGGUCCGGCAGACUGUAAACAUGUGCCCAUGCACCCCUCCAUUCCUUCAACAAGGAGCUGCUGCCUUGGAUAUGUAAGUGUGUUUGUUAGAGACUGUGUGUGUGUGUGCGUGUGCGUGCGCGUGUGUGCGUGCGUGUGUGUGUGUGUGUGUGCUCAAGUGUGUCUUUGUGUUUGGAGUAGAAAGUCUGAGCUGCAAACAGAAAGGGUUUGCAAAAACAACACUGCAUGAUAAAACCUGGGUUGUAUGUUUAUUUCCUCUGAUGCUGUUGUGGCAAACAAUGGUUUAAUUUCUCCAGACAAAUAAGUUAAUCAUAUUCUGCUUUAAUUUCCUGUCAUCACAGUGAGGCACUGCUCCAAUGUGUGAAUUAAUAAAUAUGCUUUUUUAGAA